AUCUCAAGAUAUGGUGCAUUGCAAACGGAAUUUCCAAGAAAAAUACAAUUUUGCAUGUUUGAUUUCGAACGCACUUGAUGGAAGGGCUUCAGAAUUAUAGUAAAAUGUACCUUUAAGUUAUCUUUUUAGACCAUGAACGUUUUUUAUCGUUUGCCAUUUGAUUGCACAGUGUAACAAAAUCAGAUAACAUGUCGAGAUAAAACCACAGCAAUUUCGGAUUACUUCCGACGUUCUGGUGAAAAUUACUACAUUCGUUAUGUUGCAUUGAGAACUAUAGCAAUUCCCGAUUGCUGAAAGGGAAAGUAUAGAUGUCUCUCUCUUCUCAGUUGCAUUGAAUUCUCCCAUUUCUUCUCUUUCCACAAAUUUAUUACAUUUGAUUUUCGUAAAGUGAUCAUCACCGCAAUACUAAAUGACUUUUCAAGAGAAAUAAGGUAAUUACUUCCAAACUAUUAACUACAGGUUUUUCCUUUGGCAUUUCAAUCAAUUAUAAUUCAAAGUCAGCUUUUGUACCAACUACACGAAUGGCACGUUCACAAGACUAUGUCUAUCACAUCAUAACAUUGAGACAAAAAUGUUGGUCAUAUUUAUUCUGUUUAUGUGUCCUUGUUUAGGAGCACCAACCUUUUCUCAACCAAGUAUGUUAAAAAGAGCAUUUAGAGCAUGGCCAGUAUCACACUCGAUCAGAUUGAAGUGUCAAGCGACUGGAGUGCCACCUCUCAAAUACACAUGGCUAAAGGACGGAAUGAAAAUGCCCAGCCGAAGGAUGGACCCAUAUCUUAGCACGUCCAUUUGGUACCUAAAACUGAAAAAUCUAGUGCCCAACGACUCAGGGAAAUACACUUGCAUAGUGUCCAAUCCAUAUGGCAGUAUAAAUCACACUUACACGCUUCAGGUUGUUGCUAAACCACGAUCACGGCCCAUCUUACAAAAAAGCUCUCCAAAGAAUACAACCGUACAGAUUGGAGAUAAUGCAACAAUGACAUGCAUUGUGCUUGUUAGUGGAACACUUCCAGAUUUCAGAUGGCUGAAAUGGGACAAAUCUGUCACAUCAACAAAGAAAAUUAGGGAAGACUUGGAGAACGGAUCAUACCGCAUUAUAGACCCACAUUCUUACAAGAUUAUCCGAGUCAAGGGCCAUUUAGGUUGCCAAUUGACAAUAACUAAUGUCAAAGAGGAAGAUUUGGGACUCUACACUUGCUAUGUGAGCAAUCAUGUCGGCAAGGAUUACAGCAGUGCUUUCCUUAGCAAAGAUGGGAAACCCAGGGCUCCCGUUAAAGUGAGAGUACCACUGAAGAAUUGUAAAGAUAUCUGAGGACAGCACUGGAGGACCGGCUUUAACUGA
Molecule: messenger RNA, 1342 nt
Organism: Orbicella faveolata
Lineage: Eukaryota; Metazoa; Cnidaria; Anthozoa; Scleractinia; Merulinidae
Product: hemicentin-1-like
Cellular component (GO): plasma membrane
Molecular function (GO): fibroblast growth factor binding; fibroblast growth factor receptor activity
Source: RefSeq, a predicted model, not a curated record